AUGCAGAAGGCAAUAGAACUGGUUACCACAGAGUUAAGAAGCACACAUAACUCAGAAGUCAUAGAGAGAUGGUAUAUUUCGUAUCUCAAAGAAAAGGAACACCCGAAGAGCAUGUUUAGAGAUGUCCUGUCCAUCACCAUGCCGGACAUCGAAAGCUCUGAUGUACUGGAAUCCACCGCCAUGCUUUUUGAAAUGUCGCAAAAGGCAGCAGAUGAAAUGUCGCUAAAAGAUGUAGACCACUCAUAUGAAUACUCAAUGGAGGUGAUUUCAAUUUUCACUGUAUACAAUCUGAUUUUCCCGAUAAUCGAAAAACACGUCAAGGAUAAGACUCUGGGAAGCAGAAUCUUAGGUAUUUAUAAUGAUGCAAGCAUGCACAUGAAUAGACCUCGAAAAGGGUCGUUGGAGGUCUUGGAAGGAAGAAGAAGGUUUUUUUUCGAUCUUUACAUUCCUGUGAUGAUAUACUUCAUAUGCACAGGAAGGAAUUACGACAUGAAGGAUAAGGAGGAGGAGUUUGUUAGGAUGUAUUUGGUGAAGAGGAAGGGAAGUGAAUGGAAUGGAGCAUGCAUGGAUCAGUUUUGCAAGAAGAUGUCUUGUGGAGAGGAAAAAGUCCACGAAGCACUGGAGUUUCUUUUCUACAAGGCAUACUAG
Messenger RNA from Encephalitozoon hellem ATCC 50504, 648 nucleotides. RefSeq lists its product as uncharacterized. Bases 1 to 648 code for a protein of 215 amino acids. The transcript has a single exon. The record is from RefSeq and is a predicted model, not a curated record. Lineage: Eukaryota; Fungi; Microsporidia; Unikaryonidae.